Messenger RNA from Suillus paluster, 618 nucleotides. RefSeq names its product Snf7 family. Gene Ontology annotation, cellular component: ESCRT III complex; multivesicular body. Bases 1 to 618 code for a protein of 205 amino acids. The record is from RefSeq and is a predicted model, not a curated record. NCBI's taxonomy places the organism in Eukaryota, Fungi, Basidiomycota, Agaricomycetes, Boletales, Suillaceae. Gene Ontology annotation, biological process: protein transport; late endosome to vacuole transport; endosome transport via multivesicular body sorting pathway. The transcript is spliced from 3 exons.
AUGUCAUGUCCGACGAGAAUACUAUUUUAUCUUCUCUCUCAGUUUACCGCCAAGACACUAAAUCGUCAAGCAAAGAAAGCGCAAAAGGACGAGAACACGGAAAAGGCUCGUCUUAAGAAGGCGUUGCAGCAGAGAAAUACUGAUGGCGCGCGUAUAUAUGCCUCGAAUGCCAUUCGCAAGAAGUCAGAGGCUCUGAAUUUGUUACGACUAUCUAGCCGGUUAGAUGCUGUCGCAAGUCGAGUGGAGACUGCCGUCACGAUGAGACAGGUGACUGGGAACAUGACCUCCGUGGUCAAGGGCAUGGACAAAGCAAUGGAUAGCAUGAAUCUUGAACGGAUUUCGCUUGUGAUGGACAAGUUCGAAUCACAAUUCUCCGACCUGGACGUCCAGACGUCUUACAUGGAGGACGCAAUAUCAAGUACAACCGCUGUAUCGACGCCGCAAGAUCAAGUAGACACUCUCAUGCGGCAGAUGGCGGAAGAAGCCAACAUAGAACUGCAGCACGAUCUCGCAGCGAAAGAUCUAUCUGGUGUUCCAUCUCUGACUACAAAAGAGAGCAUUGGCGAGGAAGACGAUAAACUAGCGGAAAGACUGAGAGCUCUGAGACCGGCAGCAUAA